Molecule: messenger RNA, 1704 nt
Organism: Megachile rotundata (alfalfa leafcutting bee)
Lineage: Eukaryota; Metazoa; Arthropoda; Insecta; Hymenoptera; Megachilidae
Gene: Gmppb
Product: GDP-mannose pyrophosphorylase B
Biological process (GO): GDP-mannose biosynthetic process
Molecular function (GO): mannose-1-phosphate guanylyltransferase (GTP) activity; GTP binding
Source: RefSeq, a predicted model, not a curated record
CCCAAAAUGUGUUAUAUGUUGUACAUGCAAACAAUAAAUGAGUGAAAGUAUGGCGCUUAUUAUGAUUUACUGUCGUCGAUAGGUGACAAUGUUUUAACAUUAAUCAUAACAAACUUGAUGCGGACGUGAAAGAUUUUGAUAAGAAUAAUAUUGUAAAUAUAAAGUAUGUAAGAAUUAAGGUUGCGCUAUUACAUCCGUUUAAUAAUUAUGCGUGUAUUCUUAUCGCGUACAUGUGUCAUUAUGUACACGUCUACGUGAUAUCUGAAUCCUACGUGGCAAUGUUCAUUAGUAAUAAUUGUUUUAUACCUUGAUGCCAUUGUGUUGAUAUGCGAGCGCUACAAGAAAAUUUCAGUUUUAAUCUAUGUUAAAACACAUUUAAAUUGAAUUGUUAGUGGGUAAUGCAAUCAAAAAAAAAGAAAUUGGGAACAAUGAGAGCUGUAAUUCUUGUUGGUGGAUAUGGUACUAGAUUAAGACCGCUUACAUUAAGUCGACCUAAGCCAUUGGUUGAAUUCGCUAACAAACCGAUGCUGUUACAUCAGAUAGAAGCUUUGGUAGAGACAAAUGUAAAAGAAGUAAUAUUAGCUGUAUCUUAUCGUGCAGAAGAGAUGGAAAAAGAUUUGGGUGAAGAAGCUAAAAAGUUAGGAGUACGUUUAAUUUUUUCACAUGAGCCAGAACCUCUGGGUACUGCAGGACCACUUGCACUUGUACAUGAUCUUUUGUGUUCAGGGGAUGAACCAUUCUUUGUAUUAAAUUCUGAUAUCAUUUGUGAUUUUCCAUUCAGGCAGUUAUUAGAAUUUCAUAAAAGUCAUGGUAAAGAAGGUACCAUAAUUGUUACUAAAGUAGAAGAACCAUCGAAAUAUGGUGUGGUCGUUUAUAAAGAUGAUGGGAAGAUAGAAAGCUUUGUAGAAAAGCCACAAGAAUUUAUCUCCAAUAAAAUUAAUGCAGGUAUGUAUAUUUUUAACCCAAGUAUCUUAAAAAGAAUACAGCUGAAGCCUACAAGUAUAGAGAAAGAGGUCUUCCCACAUAUGGCAAGGGAUGGAGAAUUAUUUGCAAUGGAAUUAACAGGAUUUUGGAUGGAUGUAGGACAACCAAAAGAUUUUCUCAAAGGGAUGAGUAUGUACUUAACAUCUUUAAGACAGAAAUCCCCUGAAAAGUUACACUCUGGUCCAGGCAUUGUAGGAAACGUUUUGAUAGAUGAAACAGCAACAAUUGGGAAAGAUUGUAGAAUUGGACCUAAUGUUACAAUUGGUCCUGGUGUGGUAUUAUCUGAUGGGUGUUGUAUCAAACGGAGCACUAUUCUUAAAGCAGCUGUAAUAAAAGAGCAUGCUUGGCUAGAUGGAUGCAUCGUGGGUUGGAGAAGUGUUGUAGGUCGUUGGGUACGCAUGGAAGGCAUAACGGUUCUCGGUGAAGAUGUAAUUGUUAAAGACGAAUUGUACAUCAACGGAGGUCAAGUUUUACCUCACAAAAAUAUUUCCAGUUCAGUGCCAGAGCCGCAAAUAAUUAUGUGACUAAAGACAAUAUUUCUUAAUGUACUCGUUGAACAUAAUCGACGAUCAAAUUGGGAAACUUCCUACAAACAAAAAAGUUUCUAUCAGCUUCAUUAGAUACAUGUAAAUUAAUGUUGACUAUACAUUUAUUUGUAUCAUUUUUAUAUUUACUAUUUAAAUAAGCUUUAUUGGUAGUCCUCGUACUACUAUAGCAGCU